Messenger RNA from Paramecium sonneborni, 781 nucleotides. The record is from the annotation of a GenBank genome assembly. Lineage: Eukaryota; Ciliophora; Oligohymenophorea; Peniculida; Parameciidae.
AUGAGUGUCAAAGUACAAUUAAUACAUUAGUAAUGGGAUGAGAUUAGGAAAGUUUUAAGAGCCACUUAAAGAAAACUUACAAAUAGUAAUAAUUUAUCACUUACAAAUUGUAUACCAACUAAUAAAAGUUAAGAUUAAGUAAAUAAGGAAGCAAAUUUAUCUGAUAAUGAAUGGGAAUUUUACAAUAACAACCCUAACGCUUUAUUAUUAUUAAAGGAUACUUGUCGAAGUGUAUCUAUUCGAUUAAUUUUUAGACACAAGGCGAAAGUUUUAUUUGAGUUAAAGAAGAAGAGAACUAUCCUCUUAAAAUGAUUAAGAAUUUUAUAGUUAAUUACAAAGUAGAAGAGAAUAAGUGAAGAAACAAAGAAUUCUAUAUAGUAAUGUCACUAAUUUUGAAAAAGCUAUAAAAUAAAUAACAACACCUAAAUUAAGUUUAACAAGACCUUAAACGAGAUUUAGAUAAAAUAGUUUAGAGAUCUAAUUAAAUAAAAAUAGCUAAAUUAGAUAAAAUUCAAUGGAUGUAAAUAAAACAAAUAAAGUUAUACCAAAUGAAACUUAAUGUGGUUAUUUUAAUAGUGAUAGAAAAUAAGCUAAGAGGAAAACUAAUAAUUUUUGGUAUAGAAUAAAAAGUCCACCUCAAGAUAAAAAAGAUAAUAUCACUUAGGUUUUGAAAUCAAGAUUCAAAAAGAAAAAUGAUAUAUCGUUGGAUAUUUGUUGCUUCAAUUAUGAAUCAUUGUCAUUAUUAAAUUAAACAAAGACCCCCACCCUAUAUUAUUAAUGA